Messenger RNA from Rasamsonia emersonii CBS 393.64, 384 nucleotides. RefSeq lists its product as uncharacterized. NCBI's taxonomy places the organism in Eukaryota, Fungi, Ascomycota, Eurotiomycetes, Eurotiales, Trichocomaceae. The record is from RefSeq and is a predicted model, not a curated record. The annotation marks the transcript as partial. The transcript has a single exon.
CACGCUGGGGCAGGCUACGUGUUGGAUCCGGAUCCAAGGAUAAACCCCCAGUUAACCCCAGUUCGACUCGAGUCAACUCGAGUCACCUCGACAGGACAGAAUAGUCGAGGUCAGCCACUGUUGAUGCCACGAUGGCCCAACCAUUGGAACCUGUCGGUUGUGCACCCACCGUUCAUUGGAGUCAGGUCCAACUGGAUCGCGAUCGGAUCGGGAUCGGAUCUUCAGAGAAACAGAAAGAAAAUAUUCGCCGAAGAGAACUACAAACCAUGUCGAAGCACAGAUAUAUCACUCAAUAGUCAGGUACGGACCCGGGUCGUUGACUGUCUGACGAUCAGUCAGGCAAUUUCUCAACUUGCUGGGGAUACCCCUGCAGCGAUGCCAUAA